Micromonas pusilla CCMP1545 is the source of this 414-nucleotide messenger RNA. RefSeq lists its product as uncharacterized. The record is from RefSeq and is a predicted model, not a curated record. Bases 1 to 414 code for a protein of 137 amino acids. NCBI's taxonomy places the organism in Eukaryota, Viridiplantae, Chlorophyta, Mamiellophyceae, Mamiellales, Mamiellaceae. Gene Ontology annotation, molecular function: protein binding. The transcript has a single exon.
AUGUCCUUCGACGACAUCCCCGAGGACCUCGCUUGCGAGAUCUUGUCCCGCAUCACCGACCCGGGAGACCGCGUUCGCCUCGCCGCGGUGAGCAGGGUGUUCAGGGACGCGGAGAAGGCGGGAGUCGCGUCGUUGCCUGGCUCGCCCAGUGCGUUGGUCGAGCUCGGUCGUGGGUUUCAGCGGAUUGCUUCGGUCGAAAAGGCGUUCUAUUGGUGGCGUAAGGCCGCGGAUCAUGCCGAUGCCCGUGCCAUGCACGAGAUCGCAAUGUGCUACUACUAUGGGUGGGGCGUGAAGCAAGACCACACGAAGGCGGUCGAGUGGUUUGAAAGCGCGUCCAGGUGCGGAGAAGCCUACGCGACCCUCAUCCCGCUCAUCCACGCUAUGGCAAAUAUAUGUGCGCGUACUCGAGGCUGA